Molecule: messenger RNA, 1137 nt
Organism: Ipomoea triloba (trilobed morning glory)
Lineage: Eukaryota; Viridiplantae; Streptophyta; Magnoliopsida; Solanales; Convolvulaceae
Exons: 8
Coding region: 1-1137 (378 amino acids)
Source: RefSeq, a predicted model, not a curated record
AUGUCAGGUUUUUCUCCCGUUUCUGCUCCUUUGUCCUUUAAACAUUCAAAUCUCCAGAACUUUCUUUCCUCAGUAACACCAACUGUUUCUUUACAAGCUCCCAAACAGAAAGAUGGAGACACAAUUGAGUAUUUUACUCUUGGAGAUUUGUGGGAUUGCUUUGAGGAAUGGAGUGUAUAUGGCGUUGGCAUUCCUGUUAUUCUAAAUAGUGGUGUAAGUGUUACACAAUACUAUGUGCCAUUCUUAUCUGCAAUACAAAUCUACACCAACAAACUACAACAAACUUCUCGAAACCAAAAAGAGAAUGAAGAUGUUGCCAGUACUGAGGGGAAGAAAAAAGAUGAGUCCUUAAGUAAGGAGAGGGAUGGCAUUUCCAUAGAGAGAAACAAGGAUUGUUGUGAUGAUAAGCCUUCUUCAGAGGCAGAACAACAUGGACAUCUCUACUUUCAGUUUUGUGAUACAGUCUCUCCAUAUUGGAGAAUUCCAUUCAUAGAAAAGAUUGCUGAAUUUGCAGAAGUGCAUCCUGGGCUCAUGACAUUCAAAACUACUGACUUGUCCCCUGCAAGUUGGAUUUCAGUUGCUUGGUACCCUAUUUAUCAAAUUCCAACAAAGGGAAAUCACAAGGAUCGUCUGUCAACUUGCUUCCUUACCUAUCAUGCUCUCUCAUCAUCAUCUAUUCGAGGUGGAGUGAAUCCGGACAAGGAUGAGAAUAAGAAAGGGAAGAAAGUUUUGGAAAUGGUGAAAGGAGAAGAAGGAAACAACAAUAUUAAAAAGAGUACUGGGGAUGUUCUUUAUCCAUAUCCAUUUGGGAUGGCUACAUAUAGAUUGGAUGAUGAGAUUUGGAUAAAUGCAAAUACAUUUGAUGACUAUGAGAGAAUCAUUGACCUCUACAAUGCCGCAGAGAUCUGGUGGAAGCUCGAAGUUGCGCUGGUGUUGUGGCAUGUGGUGGUGUCGUCGACUUCGAGUGGCUUAGGCUGCCAAAUACCCCCCUUGUCAAUUGAGGAAAAUCUUGAGGAAUUGGAGAGAUUUGAACAAGAAUUUAGUGUUGAUGGUGGCAAUGCAACUAGAAGGAUUGGUGAUUCUACACUUGCUAUGAUAACUGUAAUGUUAUGCUUUAUACUUCCUAGUUUAUAUUAA